Messenger RNA from Athene cunicularia (burrowing owl), 1303 nucleotides. RefSeq names its product aquaporin 8 (gene AQP8). Gene Ontology annotation, biological process: water transport; transmembrane transport. Gene Ontology annotation, cellular component: plasma membrane. NCBI's taxonomy places the organism in Eukaryota, Metazoa, Chordata, Aves, Strigiformes, Strigidae. The transcript is spliced from 5 exons. The record is from RefSeq and is a predicted model, not a curated record. Bases 1 to 774 code for a protein of 257 amino acids. Gene Ontology annotation, molecular function: water channel activity.
AUGGCCGCUGUGGAGCGUGGUCCCCCGCUGGUGAAGGAGGUGCUGGACAUGGACAUCCAGUCCAGGCCCUUGCAGCCCCACUGGUACGAGCGCUACGUGCAGCCCUGCGUGGCUGAGCUGCUGGGCAGCACGCUCUUCAUCUUCAUCGGCUGCCUCUCGGUGGUGGAGGACACGGGGGGCACGGGGAGGCUGCAGCCCGCCCUGACGCACGGGCUGGCCCUGGGGCUCACCGUCGCCGUCCUGGGAGACAUCAGCGGAGGCCACUUGAACCCCGCCGUGUCCGUGGCCAUGUGGCUGGUCGGCGGGCUGAACAUCACCAUGCUCAUCCCUUACUGGCUCUGCCAGCUCUGCGGGGGGGUGCUGGGAGCCGGCCUGGCCAAGGCCGUGGCGCCGAGCGAGCGCUACGUCAACGCCAGCGGAGGAGCCUUCAGCAGCGUCACGGCCGACGAGCAGAUCCCCGCCGUCCUCGGGGGCGAGAUCGCCAUGACCGCCUUCCUCAUCCUCGUGGCCUGCAUGGGCGCCGUCAACGGGAGAACCAAGACCCCGCUGGCCCCUUUCUGCAUCGGCUUCGCGGUCACGGUCAACAUCCUGGCAGGCGGUGCCGUGUCCGGAGCCUGCAUGAAUCCUGCCAGAGCCUUCGGGCCAGCGCUGGUAGCAAACUACUGGGACUAUCACUGGGUUUACUGGGUAGGGCCCAUGGUCGCUGCCCUCCUUGUCAGCGUGCUGGUGAGGCUCCUGCUCGGUGACCGGACCACCCGCCUGUUCCUGAAGUGAUGCCGGGCGAGGGGCAUCCUCAGCAGCUCGGCACAGCCCCUGCUCCUCGCCAUCCCACCUCCCCCCUGCGCCUCCCCGGCGGCCCCCGCGCCGGAGAUGCUUCGCUUGAGGCUCUGGGGAGGAUGAAAAGCAGCCCAGGAGCAUCUCCAGCUCCGCGGGGCAGGGGGUGAGAGCUGCCCGUGCCCCCCGUGCCCCGCGGGGAGCUUGCCCUGCCCCUGGGAAGGUGGCGAGAAGCCGAGUCAAGCGGCCGUGCCCGGAGCCCACGUGCCACUGCCCGCCAGCGCUGGCACUAAUCUCUUUCUAACUUCUUCCUGGCACUAUUAAUUCCAAGGCAGGUGGCUCCCACUGCUCUGGCACGCGUGUGGCGGUGGGUGCUGCGAGCCCCCGGGCCCUGCCCCACGCCAGCUCCUGCGUUUUGUCUCCCAUUCGAGCAUCUCUCCUCUGCCUCCGCCAGCUCCCUGCUCAGCUCCCAGCCCGUGGGCCUGGCAGGAUCCUCCCUGCAGGACCCGUGCCCCAGCUUGGGCCGUGG